Messenger RNA from Mastomys coucha (southern multimammate mouse), 11625 nucleotides. RefSeq names its product sine oculis binding protein homolog (gene Sobp). Bases 931 to 3528 code for a protein of 865 amino acids. Gene Ontology annotation, cellular component: nucleus. The transcript has 6 exons. NCBI's taxonomy places the organism in Eukaryota, Metazoa, Chordata, Mammalia, Rodentia, Muridae. The record is from RefSeq and is a predicted model, not a curated record. Gene Ontology annotation, biological process: animal organ development.
GGUCUGUGUUUCCCUCCGCUCCCCGGCGCUGCAGCCCUGGGGCCGAGUGCUCGCCGGUUCUGCCUUCAGGUCCCUGCGCCCUUUCACCGCUCCGCCUCCACCCUUCACCCCGAUACGUUUCGCCUCCGCGGCCUCUAGGUCACCCUUAGAAGCCAACAGUGAGCCCACCGGAGCCCGCGUCACGGAGCUCCGGAGCAGGCAGGGGUCGUCGCGGGGAGGUGGCGGCGACGAGAAGGGCCAGGAGCAGGCGGCCGCCAGCAGCCCCCGGAGCCGCGCAGCAUCCGCGUCUACAGCGACCGGGAAGCCACGCCCGCUCGCGAGCGGGGGGCUGGCCUUGUCCCCCCCCCUCCAGCCUCCCCUCCCUCGGACCCCUCCCCGCUCAGUCCCUCCCUCCGCCCGCGGCUCGGCUCGCGGGAGGCGCAGGGCGCCGGGGCUGGCGCGCUCUCCCGGGCGCACACACAGAUCCACGCACGCACGCCCAGAGCAGCUGUCUCCGCCGUGGCCGGCGCUCCUCUCGCCCAUGCGGACAGACAGAGCGCAGGAAGAUGGCUGACGACUCCUUCGGGCCCCGAGGAUGCAGCCCGGCGGCGGCGGGAGCGGGAGCGGCGGCGGCGGCACCGGCAGCGGCGGCAGCAGGAGCGGCGGCGGCGGCGGCAGGAGCGGCGGCGGCCGCGGCAUCCCCGAGACUCCCCGGGCUACCCUUCCCCGUGACGGCCACUGACGGUCUCCGCCGCUAGAAGAGACCCCCGCUCCUCCCUCGCCUGUCUCCCCCCACCUCCCAGCCCCGGACCCGCCAGCACCGCUACCUCCGCCAGCGUUGCCACCAUCAUCGCCACCUCCACCUCCGCCACCGCCACCGUCGCCACCACCACCACCACCGCCGGCGGCGGCAGCAGCCAUUUCAUCUCCACAGAAACCAGACACAAAAACAUGGCAGAAAUGGAGAAAGAAGGGAGACCUCCGGAAAAUAAAAGGAGCCGGAAACCGGCUCACCCUGUGAAGAGGGAGAUCAACGAAGAGAUGAAGAACUUUGCAGAAAACACCAUGAAUGAACUUCUUGGCUGGUAUGGCUACGAUAAAGUUGAACUAAAAGAUGGUGAAGACAUUGAAUUCAGAAGCUACACUACUGAUGGAGAGAGCCGGCAACACAUUUCUGUUCUCAAAGAAAAUUCUUUGCCAAAACCAAAAUUACCGGAGGACAGUGUUAUUUCAUCUUACAAUAUAAGCACAGGCUACUCAGGCCUUGCCACUGGGAAUGGACUCAGUGACUCACCUGCAGGGUCAAAGGACCAUGGCAAUGUGCCUAUUAUUGUCCCUUUAAUCCCACCGCCUUUCAUAAAGCCGCCAGCAGAAGAUGAUGUGUCAAAUGUACAAAUAAUGUGUGCCUGGUGCCAGAAAGUGGGGAUCAAGCGCUAUUCCCUGAGUAUGGGGAGCGAGGUGAAAAGCUUCUGCAGCGAGAAAUGCUUUGCGGCCUGCCGGAGAGCCUACUUCAAAAGAAAUAAGGCUAGAGAUGAAGAUGGACGUGCUGAAAGUUUUCCCCAGCAGCACUAUGCUAAGGAAACUCCAAGGCUUGCCUUCAAGAAUAACUGCGAACUACUUGUGUGUGACUGGUGUAAACACAUAAGGCACACAAAAGAAUACCUGGACUUUGGGGACGGGGAAAGAAGGCUUCAGUUCUGCAGUGCAAAAUGUCUCAAUCAAUACAAAAUGGACAUUUUCUACAAAGAGACACAGGCCAAUCUUCCAGCUGGGCUGUGCAGCACGUUACACCCUCACAUGGAGAGUAAAGCAGAAGGCACCGGGGUGCAGCUGCUCACUCCAGACUCUUGGAAUAUCCCGCUAACAGAUGCUCGGAGGAAAGCCCCCUCCCCCGUGGCUGCAGCUGGCCAAAGCCAGGGCCCUGGCCCAUCCUCGUCCACCACCGUUUCUCCAUCUGACACUGCCAACUGCUCUGUCACUAAAAUCCCCACGCCGGUGCCCAAGUCCCUCCCCAUCAGCGAGACUCCAAGCAUCCCUCCGGUCUCGGUCCAGCCACCUGCUAGCAUCGGUCCUCCGCUGGGUGUCCCGCCUCGCAGCCCUCCCAUGGUGAUGACCAACCGCGGCCCAAUGCCCCUGCCCAUCUUCAUGGAACAGCAGAUCAUUCAGCAGAUCCGCCCGCCCUUCAUCCGCGGGCCACCUCACCACGCCUCCAACCCCAAUAGUCCCUUGUCCAACCCCAUGCUCCCGGGCAUUGGGCCCCCGCCCGGAGGCCCCAGGAACCUAGGCCCCACUUCCAGCCCCAUGCACCGGCCCAUGCUAUCUCCCCACAUCCACCCCCCAAGUACCCCUACCAUGCCUGGGAACCCCCCAGGGCUGCUACCCCCGCCGCCCCCGGGCGCGCCCUUGCCCAGCCUUCCCUUCCCUCCGGUAAGCAUGAUGCCAAACGGCCCGAUGCCGGUUCCCCAGAUGAUGAACUUCGGGCUGCCGUCGCUGGCCCCGCUGGUGCCGCCCCCCACGCUGCUCGUGCCGUACCCCGUGAUCGUACCCCUGCCGGUGCCCAUCCCUAUCCCUAUCCCCAUUCCCCACGUGAACGAUUCCAAGCCCCCCAACGGAUUUUCCAGCAACGGAGAGAGCUUCGUUCCGAGCGCCCCGGGCGACUCCUCAGCGGCGGGUGGCAAGGCUGGUGGACGCUCCCUGUCCCCGCGGGACUCCAAGCAGGGCUCUUCCAAGUCAGCGGACUCGCCUCCUGGAAGCUCGGGCCAGGCUCUGAGCCUGGCGCCCGCGGAGCGCGCUCGCGGGGAGGUAGUGGACCUGACCCGGCGCGCGGGCAGCCCCGCGGGCCCCGCGGGAGGCCAGCCGGGCUUCGCGGGCGUGCUGCACGGCCCGCAGGACGGCGUCAUCGACCUGACCGUGGGCCACCGAGCCCGGCUGCACAACGUGAUCCACCGCGCGCUGCACGCUCACGUCAAGGCGGAGCGCGAGCCGGGAGCCGCGGAGCGCAGGACCUGCGGCGGCUGCAGGGACGGCCACUGCAGCCCGCCCGCCGCCGGCGACCCCGGCCCGGGCGCCCCCGCGGGCCCCGAGGCCGCCGCCGCCUGCAACGUCAUCGUGAACGGCACCCGCAGCGCCCCGGCCGAGGCCAAGGGCGCGGAGCCCCCGCCCGAGCAGCCAACGCCCCCCGCCCCUCCCAAAAAGCUACUGUCGCCGGAGGAGUCCGCGGUGAACGAGCUGGAGUCGGUCAAGGAGAACAACUGCGCUUCCAACUGCCACCUGGACGGGGAGGCGACCAAAAAACUGAUGGGGGAGGAAGCCCUGGCGGGGGGCGACAAGUCGGACCCGAAUCUCAAUAACCCCGCGGACGAGGACCACGCGUACGCUCUGCGGAUGCUGCCCAAGACCGGCUGCGUGAUCCAGCCUGUGCCAAAACCCGCGGAGAAGGCUGCCAUGACGCCGUGCGUCAUCUCCUCGCCCAUGCUCAGCGCUGGCCCCGAGGACCUGGAGCCUCCGCUCAAAAGGAGGUGCCUCCGAAUUAGAAACCAGAAUAAGUAAAAAAAAACAAAAACAAAAACAAAAACAAAAAAACAAAAAGGUUUGUAUGUCCACCUGGGCGCUCCUCCAAGAGACAGUGCCCCUCGCCUUGCUUGUCAGAAGGCAGAGGUGAGAUGCACCAUGGCGUCUCCUACUGCUUUCUCGGUGCACUUUGGGUGGCCAGGUACCAUCAACGUUUUGAUCCAACACCUGUGACAGGUGGCAGUGUUAUUUAGUACAACAUUCCCAGUUUACAGCCGAGAGACAGUUAAGAGCCAAGAUCACUCAAGCCCUUGAACCUGAAUUGAAAGCACACUGUCUUUUUGCGACACACUAUUUUCUUCUUUUCGGGUUCAUUCCUAAUUUAUCCAACUGGAAAAGGGAGUGUGGGAGGGAAGAUUUCUUGAGGAAUCUUACUGUCGUUCAGUUAGGAGCUUGCAGGACAGUAUUGAAAUGUCUGGGUAACCCAUCAGAGCUGGUAGUCCCUUUGGCAAACCCUUAAUCUAGCUUCUCAUGGUAACCAUAUCUGUGGGCUAACAUGGAAAACUAGCCUUCCGGCCAACCUACCACGCCCCCUUUUCAGGGAUUCAGUGGCUGAGCUGAUGUGUCUCACUUCUACCUGUAGACCAUAAUGAAGUGGGAGGCACAUCUCUAUACCCUAUGACUGUUGUACCCUAUUUACUACCCAGUGAGCCAAGAGUUCGCGUGAGCCACUAUGGCGACUCUUGCCAAUCCUAGUGGAGGAGGCAUUGUCAGUCAGUAGCACACUACCAAGAAGGAAGCUGUGGCAUAGAGAUAUUGGCUCAGUCCGAGCUUGUCGUGGAGGACCCAGUGUUGACUUCAGGCCUGUCCAUCCAAUCCCAGAGUGGGAGCUCUCCCAUCUACCCAAGCAGGCAACAAGCCAAACCUUAGGUUGUUUAUUAACCAAUUAUAGAAAGGAAAAGAGAAAUGGGUAUUCCUCCAGCAUUUAACCUUAGACACUGCCCCUUCCCUGGACUAGAGGCACACAAGAAUGUGCUACUGGGGUGCAACAAAGUAGGUCCACUGCAUCCUAUGGUAGGGGGUGUAAAUCCAGGCAGGAAAGAGCUUGGGGGAGGGGGAGGCAGGGCGAAUAUUCCUCACAGGGUAUGCAGGCACUUCUGAGUGGUUUCCUCUAGUACUUCUUUGGAGCUAGAUCCAUAGAACAGCAAUCUUCAUUCUCCUGGUGGAGAAAUAGGGUUGGGGAACUUGUCCAAGAUUAUCUAACCUGUGAGCAGAGUUGCCAUUCAAAUCCAAGUUGUGAAGUCCAAAGCUAAAUUUCCUUUCCCUGCUGACUUAGGAGAAUCAGCUAAUUAGUCCCUCCAUCACCACAUUUACCAAAGAAAAAAUUCUCUUAUGGCCUUGAGGGAAAGUUCAUAAAACACAGCAACAAGCUCGCCCAGUUUACACGAUCCUAGACCACCAAGCAACCUGUCGCUUUCACAGUGGGAACGUGGGCCCUUCACUGAUGGCCAGAGUGGAAGCCCUGAACCAGAGAAGAGGGCUAAUUGGCUAGUGUGAGAAUCUUUUCUUGGCCACCAUGGUUUGAGGUCUCCUUUCCUACUGGUGACUUUGCGAACAGGGGCAGGACAGCAGAGAUGAGGUCACCGUUUUUUCCCCCGUUAGCCUACUAUGUCUUCAGUCUGAAGGCAGGUGGCCUUGGCCUUCUCGAAGGUGUGCCAACCGAAAACGCCCCCAGAUAAUUUAAUCUGCUUGACAAUGCUUUGAGUGAAGGAUUAACAUGUGACUCUCUCCUGAAAAAGUGAGCCCCUUCAGAAAGUACUGGGAAUUGUCACUUACACACACACACACACACACACACACACACACACACACACACACAAUGCCAUUACUACAGUCCCUAUAAGUAUUUAAAGACCAAAGGGUCAUAAAAGCAUAAGUUGUAUGAAUGGCUGUUUGGGGCAUCUUUGUUUCUGCAGGAGUCAUCGGACAAGGGUAGUUUUUGUGGAUCAGCAUCACCACUAAAAAUGUUAACUUGGCAAUAGCCAAGUCUAGAAGAUGCUGUGACCAAAUUGCCCAACUCUUGUGACUGGAGAGUCAUUUUCACUGUGAGUCUCCCAAGAAAUUACAGCUCUUUUUGAAAGUCAGGCAAGGGUUUUGAGGGCUGCCGAGAGGAGGCAAGGCAAGAGAUUUAAGGAGGGGGGACUGUGUCUCCAGUAAGUCAACAGGGCACCCAAGUAGAUCGCUGGCCCCGUGUCACUUCAGGACCCAGCCUGCACCUGUAGUAAUCCACCCUCUGGCCCUUGUGGUUCCCUGUACACAGACAGUGCUGCCUUUGCUCCAACCCUCAGAAACUCACGUGGUUGGGGAAGUUGGAAAUACAGUCUCUUAACUAAGGACUGAGUACCCUUUGUGCCCUACUAGUGAGCGCUCCUUGGCAGCAACUUAAACUCAAACUGAAAGCAUUAAAAGAAUAAAAAUGAAUAAAGAAAAGCAAGGGCUGUGGGGAUGCUUUGGUGGGCGAAGUACUUGUCACACAAGCACAAGGAUUGCCAGCCCCAUGUAAAAGGUGACAUGCCUCGGUGCAGAACUGCAAAUCCCAGGACUGGAAGUCAAAGACAUGAUCCUUGGGGAGGUCUAGCUGAGCACCCAUAUGCCUAAAUUAGUUGCCACACCUUUACCGUACCAUACCAUAAUUUUGUAGAAUACAUUUCGAAAUCCACAAGCCACGAGAUUAGCCUUCAGAGACCUCGACACGUUCGUUAGAUCUCUGCAGACUGCACACCCCCUCUCCCAUUUUGAAAUUAUUCUGUCCCCCUGCUUUCCCGACUUUACUCAUUCUUGUUUGUGCGUAUGGUUACAGAUGAUUCCAACGGGCAGAUGUUUCUUCCAUAUGCAGAACUGACUAAGUUUAGUUGAAGAUUUUUAGAAGGUUGUAAACUUUCUUUAAUUGCCAAUGUUUAAAGUUAGGAAUACUAGUCCUGCUGCCUCAGUAGCUAGAGAAAAAAAAAUCCCCACAAAUAAUAACAAAGGCAAUGUAUGAGCACUGUCUAAACUAUUCUCCCCACACAGAAUUCCAUUGGUAGAUGUCCUAGUCCCCUCCUUUACUGAUGCCUGGAAGCUUGCUGGGUAGCUGUCGGAACCCAGGGGGAUGUUUGUACUAGAAUCUCUAUAGUUUAUACUUAUUUAUGGUACUUCGGGGAGUUCAGAGUAACCAUGUGUAAACUUUUGAAGAUAUUCAAAGAAAAUACCCUCAUUCCUUGGUUUUCCGGAGAAAUAACACAUUUUAAACAAAAUAAUCAGUGGAAAAUGUGAAAACCAGGAAUAACCCUUUCAUCACCCAUUCUUUCUGCUCCCUUGGAGCAGUAGAAGCACACAGUUCCCUCUGCUCUGUGUUUCUCCAGUCUCUUACAUGUUUCUAGAACUGUGGAAAUGGGUAGAGAGAAUACAUGAUUCUUCAUUCCCAGUCCAAAUUCCACAGUGUUUGUCCCUGCUCAGCAUCGGGGAGGAUACACUUUGCAUUUGAAGAGAACUGGAGGAGGUUCAUGUAAUUUGGGCUUCUUGGAGCUUAGUCUGGUCAUAGAGCCACGAUCCCCAAACCACUGUUUCAAAGCAUAGGAUUAGCUUGACAGGGGAAGCCAAAAAGGGGGUGAUAAGGUACUCACUGCUGAAAAAUCCAAGACAACAGCCUCCCUUGGAAAGCAUGGGAAAGUCAGAAUAAAACCAUGGGUUCCCACUUCUAAAGAAAAGAAAAACUAACAGAGUAGAGAGAAGAAGUUGGUACAAGUGGGAAUUCCCCAUCCCUAGACUGGACCCGAGCUGUUUAUGCUGAAGUAUUGAAUGAUUAGAAAUAUCCACUGGGUGACAACACCUGAAUUAAAGGUUAUCCUAGCCUUCGGUUUGCACUUGGCAUAGUUCUGGGUGGAAGGGCUGCAAAGAGCCACUGAGAGCCACCAGGCACUGGUGACUACAUAUAGGACAGAGCUGGCUGCGAUCACCAUCAUUCUGAAAGAACAGUGGCGAGAUGAAGCACGGAAAUGUUUAUCCAAGUGAUCUCCCCCGCUGCUUGUAUCCUAAGUACCAGGGGUUUGUAGAGGGAGGGACCUUAAUAUGCAACUUUUAGAUAUUACAUCAGUGAGGUUCCAAUGGAAGGUGGAAUACCAAGUGACCGGGUGGUUUGUGUUUGGGGAUAAAGUCAUAGACUUGUCAUUGGAGAAGUACUGGAACUGAGUUGAGACAAGAGAAACAUUUGGUGCGCGACCUUGCAAGAGGGACCCACUCUGUCCUGUAAGUGUGGUGGCACUCUGUGCUGUGAGAGUAUAAAAGGUUUUAUGAGCUCACUCAUUGUUUAGGGAUGGAGAGUCCAUAGAUUUGGAAUCCAUUUCCCUCUGAAGGGUUAUCUUGCAUAGUUAAUAAGCAGUAUCUGGAAUGGGUUUUUUUUUUUUUCCGUUGCUCCAAGGGGAGCUAAUUACCAGUUAAAAAUGAGAAUUUGGGUUUUGGCAGUUUUUGCCAUGUCACAAGUUACCGGAUACCUUUAAAGGAUUACUUUAGUGACCCAAUACAAAAGUUAAAGCUACCAUACCCAGUGAUGGCCUGGGGUGACAGAAAGAAUAUAAAACAAGAGAAGAUACAAAGCUAGAUACUACCGAGGCACCUGGACUCCCAGAGCUUAUACAGUAUGGGAGAUGCCUUCUUAUGGGAAAAUGUCACUGAGACCAAGGGAAGAGGCUGGCUGGAGUUGCAGAAAUGAACAGGUGAGUGAAACUGGCAUGGGGGGCAGGCUAGAAGAUCUGUGGAGAGCAUCCCAGAUCCCCCAGCAUGAAGAGAAAAAGAGAGGGGGCUAAGGAAUGGAAAGCAGGAAGCAUUUGACCCACUAUUAGCAAGCAAGCCGUUGCUCAGAAGGGCCCUGGAAAUAGAUGGAUGGCCAGGUGUGAUAGCUGGGUCCCUUGUCAGGCUGAAAGCAGCUACCUGUGCAUCAUGACUCAGUCACUCACACCUACUAACAUACGGUAGCCUUGGAAAGAGGCAGAAAUGUCUAAGGGACCCACACAGUGGAACACUUGGCUGCUGUGAAGGUUAUUCACCUCCAGACCAGCCCUCUCCCUUUCCAGACUCCCCUGUUCAAAGAGAUCCUACCAAGGGGUGGGAAGGCUACUCUAUUUUCCUUCUCCACGUCCUGUACAGAGUUCUUUGCCUCAUUCAGAUGCUGUGUUAGUGCACUUCCUACAUGGAUGGAUGCUAAGGAGAUACAUGUAUGUGCAUGUAAAUUAUUAUAACUGCUUCAAAAGGCAUACAGGCAGUUCAUUCAGACAAAGAGAUAAACCAGCUUUAAGAGAUAAUACAGUUAGAUAUGGGGUGUGUUUAGUGGGCCAAUCAGAUGGCAGCUCUAACUACCAAGUAAGUAGCGCUUUUCUUCAGAUUUCUGGAUCUCCAUAGCACUGAUGUGGGGGGUCGGGGGAGAGGCAUGAACCCAGAAUGGUGAUUGCACGGCCAACAACAGGGUGGGAACAAUAUGCUUUACUUUUUUAAAAAAUUAUUUGUAUGUGUAAAGAUGUUUUGCCUGCAUGUAUCCCUGUGCACCAUAUGUGUGCAAGUGCUCAUGGGUGCCAGAAGGCAUUGGGUCCCCUGGGACUAGAGUUACAGGAGGUUGUGAGCUGCUGUGUGGGUGCUGGGAAUUGAAUCCUAGACCUCUGGAAGAGCAACCAGUGCUCUUAACCAUGGAAUCAUCUCUCCAGCCCCAAUCCAGAUUAUUUUAAGGUUUGUCUAAAAAAAUGCUACACUUAAAAUGAUUGGAGCAAAAAUAGACCACAAAACAAACCUUGGGAUUAAUAGCUAGUGCUUUCAAAUAGUUCCUAAGUGUGCAUCUAACAAUUCUUAAAUCGAUCAAAUGUGCAAAACCUGGGGAGAGGAGCCAGAGAGCAGAACAAAAUGGUCAGGACUCUGACAAAUCCAAACUUAGCUGUGCCCACAGUUUUCCCAUCAAUGUCUCUUCAAACCUCCAAUGGCAUGGCUGUGUUUUGCUUUGGGUAAAGCACAAAGCAAAGAGGCACAUGCUGGCAUUUAAAGAAUCACAGGUGAGGGCGAUCUUAGGAACUCAUUUGGUAAGAGUCGGGCCUAAUGUGCAAAAGACACACUUAAAACGUCUGUGGUUCUCUCUUUUGCAUAGCUCCCGUCCCCUGCCAAAGAUUUUUGUCUUGAAAAUGAGUGGGGUCCCAUUUGUGUGUGUCAGUUUGUAAGGAUAGCCUCCUCGAAGCUGCCUUGGUCUGGAGCGUUUCUAAAAUGAUACCAUCUUAGGCUUGAGGCAGCCCACAAUAACAAAGUAUCUAGAAGCACUGGGCUAAGCUGCUUUUGGUGAGAGAAGAGCAACCCUGUAUUUUACCCUUCCGUUCCUGCUUUAACAUUCAGACUGUAACAGGAUUGUUUUCUAAAGGAAUCUGUACAUUCAUGCUUUAGAACGCGUGCAGACUGGGUGUUGUGUGAGAAAGAGUGAUCAGGUUUAAGUUGCCCUACCAAGCUCUGCAUGCCGUCAACAAGCUCUUUUGAUAUUUUAAACCCAUAUUUAGAGUAAUUUCAAGAUAUUUGGAGCACAUGUGGUUAAAUGUAAAAACUUCGUCAUUACGAUUUGUUAGAUGCUUAUACUUUAAAUAUUUAUAAGCCAUUUUUAAGUACUUCAUCCAAAAGCCAUAUCCCAUAGAAUACUAUAAUUGCGCGGUAUCCAAGCACUAUUAUGGAAGAUUUGGGGAAAGUCAUAGCACGCAGGCACAUUUUUCCUGCUUUUCUGGUUUUAAUUCAAAUGUCAUUUUUAGUGGAUUUGGCUUUUUUUUUUUUUUAAUGUGUCAAAACUCCUAAACAUGAUUGGUUGUCUGCUAUUAAAAAGAUAAUCCCCCAGUACUCCAAAGGUAAAAUGCUCUCACUUGAACCAAGUUGAGUUCGCUUCUUCUCCUGAGAGUGAUCUCGCCCAUGAGAAAGUCAGAUCUCAAUAUGUGUGCAUCAGGAGCCUGAAGCAUCAGAAUUUUCCUCUAAAACCUUUCAGGGAAAAACUUGUUGGUGGAGAGAGUGGAUUUGUUACUUUUGCCUCUGGUCACAGUGUCACAGGCCUGUUGGAAGGUGAGACUUAGUGGUCUUUGUCAUCGGGAGCCUGUUGGGCACAGAGGAAGUGGAGAGUACCUUCCAAACUCACAAUCCACUGAAGCUUCAGAGGUCGUAAAUCUCAGACUGCUCACAUGCCUCCAGGGCUCACACUCUUUUAUGGCCAGCAAAAUACAACCUUCUGCUAAGGACGGAGGGAAAAGAAGGCUUAAGAAGCCUCAUAAACCUGCCCGGACAUCUAUUAGCGCUUACCAAACAGGGUUUUCAUGAGCUAAGUGUAAAUGAGUCAGAAACAUAUAGAUAGAAUUUCUUUUAAAGUACACAUGGGUUUAAAAAUUAAAGCCAAAGUGCUUGGCAAAAUAAGGUUUGGUUUUAGCCAAACCCCAAAUGUUCAAGAGAAAAAAAAAUUGUUCUAGAGUCUGCCAAACCAAAAAUAUACCCAGGUCCCUCCAUUUCUCCCAUUUGAUAUGAUGACAUCAUAAACAUGGGACUUAAUGGCUAUUUUCACAUCCUCCAAGGUUCAAGCAAUGUUAAUCUCAAAAGUUGAUUGAAAAACGAUGAAAAUGUUGAGUAGAAAAGCUUUCUGGCCCUGUACAUGAAGACAAGGGCUACUGGUUGACGGUCUCGUCCUGGUUUUGAGAGCACGCUCCUUAGCCAUGAGCACACACCUUGUUGUUUUCUCACCUCUGUGUGUUUAACAUGUGUGUAUACAUGUGUGCUCUCUUUUAUACAGAAAUAACAUUUUUUUUUUGAGAUAGUAUCUUAUGGAUUCCAGACUGGCCUCAAACUCCCUUUGUGGUGAGGGUGACUUUAAACUUCUGAUCCUCUUGCUUAUCCACCCCCAAGUGCUGGGAUUGUACAACUACAGCCUCAUGUCCAGUUUCUAUGGAUCAAACUUAGGCCGUCCUACAUGCAGGCAAGCAUUAACUAGCUGGAGGAACACCUCCAGUCCCCAGGAGUAAAAAAACUUUUAAAAUUCUAUACUUGGUAUUUAUAAAUCCUUAAUUUGUACUUAACUUACAUAUUACAAUCCAUAAAGCCUAAUAAACA